Messenger RNA from Perca flavescens (yellow perch), 705 nucleotides. It is a transcript of the gene nkiras1, whose product is annotated as NFKB inhibitor interacting Ras-like 1. Gene Ontology annotation, biological process: Ral protein signal transduction; negative regulation of canonical NF-kappaB signal transduction. The record is from RefSeq and is a predicted model, not a curated record. Lineage: Eukaryota; Metazoa; Chordata; Actinopteri; Perciformes; Percidae. The transcript has 4 exons. The coding region runs from base 95 to 673 and encodes 192 amino acids. Gene Ontology annotation, molecular function: GTPase activating protein binding; GTP binding; GTPase activity.
UCUUAUCGCUAGCAGAGCAGAAUGGAUGUACUGGUUGUGAUGCUACUUUUAAAGACUUGAUAGAGGCUAGUUAUCGUCCUGAUUCAAGCUCGAAAUGGGAAAAGGCUGUAAAGUUGUGGUGUGUGGCCAGGCAGCUGUUGGAAAAACUGCCAUACUGGAACAGUUAUUGUACGGAAAUCACUCUGUAGGCUCUGAGUCCAGUGAGACCCAGGAGGAUGUGUACGUGGCCUCCGUGGAAACGGACCGCGGUGUGAAGGAACAGCUGAGGCUUUAUGACACCAAAGGCCUCCACGAUGGACAGGACCUCCCCAAACACUACUACUCGGUGGCGGACGGCUUUGUGCUCGUCUACAGCGUCGACAGCUUGGAGUCUUUCAAGAAGGUGGACGUCCUGAAGAAGGAAAUAGACAAGUCCAGAGAUAAGAAAGAGGUGACGGUGAUCGUGCUGGGGAAUAAGACGGACCUGCGGGAGCGUCGGCAGGUGGAGCAGGAGGCGGCGCAGCAGUGGGCGCGGGGCGAGAAGGUGAAGCUGUGGGAGGUGAGCGUCGCCGAGCGCAACUCGCUCAUCGAGCCCUUCACCCAGCUGACCAGCCGCCUCACGCAGCCCCAGAGCAAGUCGGCCUUCCCUCUGCCCGGACGCAAGAGCAAAGGCACGCCGUCCAACGACAUCUGAAGCUCUGACCAUUCCAGGCGCCGCCCCCCCCC